Messenger RNA from Knipowitschia caucasica, 999 nucleotides. The record is from the annotation of a GenBank genome assembly. NCBI's taxonomy places the organism in Eukaryota, Metazoa, Chordata, Actinopteri, Gobiiformes, Gobiidae.
AUGGAAAGUGUGAGUGUGUGGUGUGCACUGCUGCUCUGCUGUCUGUCAGGAGCUGAACUUGUGCACAGUGAGACCAGUGCUCAAAGACAGUCCAGUCCUGAGAGUGUGAAGGCCUCAGAGCAGCCUCAGCCCUGUCCAUCAGACCUCCACGCUGUGCUGCGAGAGAUGAGCGCCGCGUUGGCCGAACAGAGAGUCAGGAUCCAGCAGCUGCAGGCUCACAACCAAGUUCAAGAAGCCAAACUGACAGAGCUCCAGAAGCAGACCAGUGAGCAGCUAAAGGAGCUCCAGAAGCAGACCAGUGAGCAGCUAAAGGAGCUCCAGAAGCAGACCAGUGAAGUGCUGCCAAUCAAGGAACAACUCACAGUUCAAGAUUCCAAACUGACAGAGCUCCAGAAGCAGACCAGUGAGCAGCUAAAGGAGCUCCAGAAGCAGACCAGUGAGCAGCUACAGGAGCUCCAGAAGCAGACCAGUGAAGUGCUGCCAAUCAAGGAACAACUCAGAGGCCAGGCCACUGAGCUGAACAGUGUGAAGGCUCGCACCAACGAGACUGAAAACCAAGUGGCGUCACUUAAAAGAGAGAGAGAAGUUGGACAAGUGGCUUUCUCCGCCUCUUUAUUGGCCUCAGGUGAAAAAACCCUCGGACCAUUUAACACUCACACUAAUCUGGUGUUCAGAUAUGUGUUCUCAAACAUCGGGAAUGCCUACAACCCAAACACAGGAUUCUUCAUUGCACCGGUGCGAGGGGCCUAUCACUUUGAGUUCUACAUCGGGGCUCAUGGUGCUUCAGAGGCUUCUGGGGCAACGUUGGUGAAGAAUGGAGAACAUAUUUUUGUGGCUUAUGAACAUCAGUCAAAUGGUUUUGGCAGCUCAUCUAACGGAGCCACACUGCUGCUGGAGCCUGGAGAUGUUGUGUUUCUGCGUCUUUGGUCCGGUACAAGAAUCUAUGAUAAUGAAAAUCGCCACAACACUUUCAGUGGUCACCUGCUGUUCUCCAUGUGA